CACUUUUAUCCUUUUUUAUAAUGCUUAAAAUGCAAGUCUGAGCCGGUCCGGGAAAUAAAUCUAGACUCCAUACGCCGUGUUUAUAUAUCAUUCGGUCUUUUGAUAACAUACAAAUUCGGUACAUUCAAUUCAAUUUUAGUGCAAAAUAAACGUUUCAUGGAUAAAAUAAUGCCAAAAUAUUUUGGCCCUGCGCCCUCUGUUGGUCAUUAUUACCAUUUAAGGCAAGAUAGUUUGUUCGACUCAAAAUGGCGAACAUUGACGAUCUAGACGAAGACUUCAUUCUCUGUAACGUUUGUAACAACGAAUACGAUGAGGACCAAAGAGCUCCGAAAUUGUUGCCAUGCCUACACACGCUCUGUAACGAUUGCGCACUAAAUGCUGCGCAUGGAUCGAUUCUAAAGUGCGCGCUUUGCCAAGAGGAGCAUCCGAUUUCUAGUGACCUUGACUUUUCUAAGGAUAGUACCAUGACGAAUAUGAUGGACAUGAUCAAAUUGCAACGAAAACCGUCCAGUAUUCUUUGUUCUGACUGUCCCGAUAACAAUAAUGGAAAUACAUUUUGCAAAGAUUGUUACGUGUUCCUCUGCAAGGAGUGCACGAGUGCUCACAAACGAACACAGCUCACCAGACGCCAUACCCUUUUGACCCUCGACGAACUGAAGAAUGCCGGUAUUGGUAGUUUCACGCGCAAGGAGAUGUGUUCACUUCCGGGACACGAGGAUCAGCCAUUUUCUUUCUAUUGCGAAAAUGAGGAAUGCCAAAAACCAGUUUGCACCCAAUGUGUUGUGGGUGAUCAUAGUCAAACAAACGGACACUCGAUUAGAAGUUUAAACGAAAUUUACGAAGAGAACAAACUCUCGGUAGAACGCCUUGUUGGAGAGCUUUUGGGUAAAAUUUCAGGCGUAAGCUCUGAGGCCAAAACUCUAGAAGCAGAAGAGAACGUUGUUGAAGUUAAGCAUGCCGAAAUGAAUAAACAGAUAGACGACUUAUUUGAUUCAUUUGCGAAAGUGUUAGAAAAAAGGCGAGAAAAACUGAAGCAAAGAGUGGAUGUUAUAUGUGAAGAAAGGAAAAAUGAGAUCAAAGGUCAGCUGACCAAGUUACAGAAAAGUAAAUCUGACAUGGAAAAUUCAUGUAACUAUUCUUCCAGAAUGCUUGUGUUUACAAACAAACCAGAGUUUUUACAACUCAAGAACAUUGUUCUUGCCAAACUUAGUCAAAUGGUUGACAGUGAGUUCGAAACAAACUUGCCCGAAGCGACUGAACUGAAUUUCGACGCAUGCGUAGAGCAGGACAGAUUUGAAGAAAUCGUUCAUAACAUUGGGGAAAUACGGACGAACUUCUAUAACGAAAGCGACCGAACAUCGCCGAAAAUGAACGGAACAGCGGAAGUGCCAGAAAAGUUUGUACUACCGUAUAGAGGUUCGCCCAAAAAUCCUCCAGGGAAAUACACCACCACCAAACAUUCACCCGUGAAACCAACCAAUGAAAUACGACUGACAGGAAAGCCAGAAUCUCUAAAACUUGAUCUCUAUGGCAACAAUAACCAUCAUAAACCAGUGAUUAAAGGAACAAAUGAGAACGUGCUAGGAAGACCACUGUCCCUGAAAUCGCCUGUUAUAUCUCCAAACAAGCAGGCAACAUCACUUGGAGAUUUCCUCAAUACGCUUCAUAGUCAAACAAGGGAGAUUAUCCGUGAAAAGAAACAUCAAUGGAUGUUAGACGAACUGCAGACAAAGAGCAAACUGUUUCUUAACAAUAGAGAAGAAUUCGACGAAUCUCAAGAUACUGGAGAUAAAGAGUCCGAGCGUCAGCUCCCUAAAUCUCCUUCCUUGCCCCCUGCCCUGUCCCCCUCACGGCAGAGGUCGCCCGGAACCCCACCAUACACGCCACCGGUGUAUGCACCACAGUCACAAAUUUACCAGACCUAUAACACAACCGGAAGUCCUGGUAUCAAAACACCGCCUGUGGGGGAAGUGACGUCAUUUAGCAGAAAUGGUUUAAUGAGUCCAACAACUAACGGGAACAGGGACGACAACUCUUUUGUGCAAAAUUCUAGAAAGGGCCAGUCUAACUCAAACACAAGUAAAAGCCAAGUUGUUCCUAAGCUGAAUCUAUACGGAAUAAAUUCUCCAAUUAAAACCGGAAGUACUUUAAAUGGUCGUCUGCAGAAUAGCCUCGUUUGCAACGGGACGAUUAAAACCGGAAAUGACGAUGACAUUCCAAAGACGAAAGCGAAAACACAAAAUGUCACGUGGAACUUAGAUCAAAAGGAAACAAAUGGAAUACCAAAGAGACAGAAUACGCCAUCAACACCGAAACUUACAGAAAGUUCUUAUUCUGAGGUUAAACAGCCGUCACCACGGAAACCUCCGUCUGAUAAACUGAUUGUAUUCGGAGACAUAUCAUGUCCGGACUUUCAGAUGGACCCAACUUCAGCACAUCACGAGCGGGAAGUUAGCAAAGACGGUAGGACGCUAAGAAACAAGAAGACCGACAUCUUCAGUACAAGUGGAAUCGACCUGGAAAAUAGUCUCGUGCAGUACAAAGGGGCCAUUGGAACGAUUCCAUUCCAAGAGCAGGGAAAAUUCUAUUACGAGGUUGACGUAGUUUAUAAUAUUCAACAACCUCUCGAGGAAACAUGGCUGGUGUUUGAAAUCGGGUUAUGUCGACUUGAUGACGUAGACAUGCACCACACAGUCGAACGUCACGAGUAUGCGCGGUCAUUUUACGUUGCAAGGUACCCGGAAGACGGGAAGUUGUCAAUGGAGUUUUGGCACAAUCGAGAUCUCUUGAACAUUAUCCCGUUGUCUGAUAACACUUCCGGUAUAGAAAUGCGUAUUACGUACGGAUUCCUUGUCGACACUCGCCGCAAGAAAUGGGUCAUUGCAGACUGCAACAACAACAAAGUCUUACACUCUUUCGAUAAACUGGAGUUUUCAGAAGCGCUGCAUCCAGUAUUUGGUUGCUAUAACCCUGACCUUUGUACGGUUGAAUUGACCUUGAAAACAGGAAGUGAGAUCACAAUGAUCCCACAAUGCUUAAAACAACCAAGCUAUGGGGCAACAUAAACAAUUCUGUAUGAAUUGCUUGAUAUGAAUUUACCCACUUUACGUUGUAAACGGACGAUCAUCAUUAUUUCAAAUUGUUGCCAUUUUGUAAACUAAUGAAUGACACGUUUAGCGGUAAUUAAUAAUUAUUUUUUUAUCAUAGUAAUGCAAAAGUUCGUCAGAAAUAUAGUUUUACUUUGAACGUGCACUCAUGUCCUUGAACAUUAUUUUGAAAACUAUUUUCAAGACUUUGGCCAAAGUCUCUCGUUAUAUAUUUCAUUGCUUUAAUUUCACAAUCUCUGAGGUUAUAAAAAUCUGCCAACAAAUAUGAAUAAUGUUACUAUAGAAACUCGCAGUACCAAAAGAAUGAUGUUACACCUUUUUGAUUGUUUGCGUAAAUCUUUUUUAGUUAGGCAUUUAAAACAUAAAGGUGCUCAAGAAUUAGUAAUAUUGUUUGACAGAAACAUUUUUUGUAUGUUCUUCACUGAAAAUGCAUCUAAGUAUAAAAGUAAUUGUACAAUCGAUUUUAUCAGUAUUAAUCGAACGUGGUUUGUUUCUAAUUUCCGUCCAAUUUGUUUUGUUUUGCUUUUUAACGCAUAAUUAUAUACUUUUUAUUAUGCUUGUCCAAAAGGUUGUGAUGUAUUGUUUUUGUUGUUUAUAUUAUUUACUAUUAUUUUACAUCAAUGUAGUGUAUUUAUGCGUUUGAACUAAAGUAUAUAUGCCGCUAUAUAUAUUUAUUUAUUAUAUAACUAUUA
Molecule: messenger RNA, 3799 nt
Organism: Ruditapes philippinarum (Manila clam)
Lineage: Eukaryota; Metazoa; Mollusca; Bivalvia; Venerida; Veneridae
Product: E3 ubiquitin-protein ligase TRIM56-like
Exons: 9
Coding region: 246-3065 (939 amino acids)
Biological process (GO): positive regulation of DNA-templated transcription
Cellular component (GO): nucleoplasm; chromatin
Molecular function (GO): ubiquitin-protein transferase activity; zinc ion binding
Source: RefSeq, a predicted model, not a curated record